Messenger RNA from Menidia menidia (Atlantic silverside), 477 nucleotides. The record is from the annotation of a GenBank genome assembly. NCBI's taxonomy places the organism in Eukaryota, Metazoa, Chordata, Actinopteri, Atheriniformes, Atherinopsidae.
UCCUCAGUCAACCACUCCAUAGAUAUAACUGAGCUGGAGCCUUUCACAGAUUACACGUGUACAGGUCUGAUAAAAGACAACGGUGUCUUCAUCAAUAAAACAACUCGUCCUCUCAGCUUCAAGAUCGACUGUGAUCUCACAACAACCUACAAAACCAAAGCUCUUACCAACAUUUCCACUGAGCUGGUUCUGGAAACAACCAGUAAAAACUGUCCAGACGUCUCAAAUCUGAGGAAUCUUUCUUAUCACUUUUCAGAUGUUUGCCAAUGUGAAACACCAGAGGAUAUCGGUGAUUUGACCGUGGCUCAACCAGAUAACAAUGUGAUAAAAGUAACCUGUGCUUAUAGCGCCAAUGGUUUCAAAGGACCUGAGAGGAAGUUCACAGCACGUCUUCAUAAUGUUGAUGGCAGCCAACAAACUAAAAGAGAAUGUAGUUUUGAAUUCAAAGAUCUGAGUUACCCGACAACCUACACAGUG